Molecule: messenger RNA, 3919 nt
Organism: Silurus meridionalis
Lineage: Eukaryota; Metazoa; Chordata; Actinopteri; Siluriformes; Siluridae
Gene: spsb3a
Product: splA/ryanodine receptor domain and SOCS box containing 3a
Exons: 7
Coding region: 203-1282 (359 amino acids)
Biological process (GO): proteasome-mediated ubiquitin-dependent protein catabolic process
Cellular component (GO): SCF ubiquitin ligase complex
Molecular function (GO): protein binding
Source: RefSeq, a predicted model, not a curated record
UGGGCGGAACUCGGCGUCGUACUGUUUACGUCUGUGUGUUGAAAGUAGGUCAUAAGCGGGAGGAGGCUAGAAAUAUAUACAUAUAUAAAUAUAUAUAACCUCAAAGACAUAAAUUAUUAUUAAUAACACGACGUUGUAACGGAGGAAGAUCAGGAUUCCCCGAGGGCUCCGGUGACAUCUGCAAAGUCGUUGCAGGUGUGGCAUGUCCAGGCGCAGCCGAAACAGUCGAGCGUGGCGUAGUGUGUGGAGUGGAAUCCAGCGGGAUGCUGAUGCAAAGACACUGGUGCUGCCCUCGGAGAGCGAUGAAUGGGGUUGUGACCGCCUACAGUACAGUGACUCAGAUUCAGAGGCAGAGUAUUCUGGCAUACCCUCAGUGCCAAGUGCAGUGCCAGUAACCGGAGAGUCGUACUGUGGAUGUGAUUUGGAGAUGGAAGUGAGUUAUGACCCACGUCUACGCAGUUACGCACGUCUGCGAGACUGCCACUGCGGCGAAGAUGACCAAGAAUUUGACUGGGUGUGGGAUGAAGGCAGCCGGUCAGCGGCCACGCUGCUGAGCUGCGAGAACAGGAAGGUGAGCUUCCACUCGGAGUACAGCUGUGGCACGGCGGCUAUACGCGGCUCCAAGGAGCUCUCUGAGGGACAGCACUUCUGGGAGAUCAAAAUGACCUCUCCGGUCUACGGAACUGACAUGAUGGUAGGAAUCGGCACAUCAGACGUCAAUCUGGACAAAUACCGGCAUACGUUCUGCAGUUUACUGGGAAAAGAUGAAGACAGCUGGGGAUUAUCAUACACCGGGUUGUUGCAUCAUAAUGGUGACAAAGUGAGCUUCUCAUCGCGGUUUGGUCAGGGAUCCAUCAUAGGCGUUCACUUGGACACCUGGCAUGGAACUCUCACCUUCUUUAAAAACCGCAAAUGCAUCGGUGUUGCUGCUACAGAGCUGCAGAAUAAGCAUGUAUACCCCAUGGCAUGUUCCACAGCUGCCAAAAGCAGCAUGAAGGUGAUCCGCUCAGUCUCCGCCCCCACCUCCCUCCAGUACCUCUGCUGCUGGCGCCUACGUAAGCUUCUCCCUUCAGGAGCUGAUGCCCUUAGAGUACUGCCCCUCCCACCAGGACUCAGGCACCUCCUACAUUCCAAACUUGGCUGGGUGCUAAGCUUAGACCACUCACAUAUGCAUUCAAACUCAAACACACACACGCCCGCCGGGCCAUCUUCAGGCAGCGAAUCGGACGGCUGUGCUUCCGACCCAGAGGCCUGCCAGAGGAAACGCUGCCGCUGGACCUGAGGCGAUAACGCACACUCUUGCAGUUAACACAUUGUCAAGUCUUUUCAGUUUCUGCCUCCUAUGCAGCGGACUGGGAGAUUAAAAAAAUGUCUUUAAGGUUUUAAUGUAAUGUUUAACAAGAAGCCUGUCCACAUUAAGGAUACCAUUUGAUUUUAAAUUCUGUGGAACAGUUUAAAUUGCAUUUCAAUGUGUGGAUCAUAGUCAGUCAUGCAAAUUUAAUACUUUUCUCAAUGUACAGAUAAAAAAAAAAGCAACAUACGCAUAUGUUGUCUGAUGCAUUAUGACUAAACAUGGAACUGUCUUUCAGUUUUAUAGCAUAAAUGUUUCUGCUCUUCAGGGUUUUUGGAACAAAAAAAACUUUUCCAUCCCACAUGAACAGUUGUAUAAAGCAUUUCCAGUAUUGUCUUUAACUAUAACCUUCAGCACUGUGCACUUGUCUACAUAGCUUAUAUCCAAACACAAAGAAUGAGUGAAAUGGUUGGAUUUAGUUAUCAUUGAUAGUACCAAAAAAAACCCCACUAUAAUUUACUAUCCAAGUGUGCAAACAAGGCGGUGAGGUUUGACAGCCGGUCUCAUCAGUACAGCACUGAUAUGCUGAAUCUAGUACUGUAUGUUACAUUGAGUGUUUUCUUAGUGCUCCAUCUGAGAAGUUGUGAAGAAUUCUGUAAUGUAUUUUUAUACAGCUUUUCCACAAUAUGCUGAUGUAUACUGUAGGGUGUCAUCAAAACAGGAGUGCCAGCAUUUGCGGUUUAACUGUAGUACGACUGAAAUUAAUCGAUGCAUAAUCCGUUCAAUGUCCUUUUUUUUGUAAAAUUGCUUUUCAGAGUUUAUCCAUAUAUUAUGGUUUUGAGAACAGUGUGUGCUGCUUAAUACAUAGACUAAUGUUGGUCUGUAUAUUAAGUUUGACGUCUAGAUUUUGAACAAAUGAUAAGUAGAUGGCAACCUUCUGGAAAUGGCAGUAACCAGUUUCAUAAGUGGAGAGUAUUUUUUAAGGCAACACUACUAACAUCGAAGUACAUUCUGGAAGUUUGUCAAACACUUGUGGUUUUGGCAAAAUCUUGAUUUCUCUGCAGCCACACUGAGUUGAACUACAUCACCAGACAUACCAGUGGGUCAUUCAGGUCAUUUCAUCAGAGUACUUUUGAGCUACGACAUUGGCGUACAGCUCCAAUGAUGCCAGCUUUCUGAUGUUUUUGCAAUAUUCCCUAUUUAAAUUCUCAUAUCACCCAUUGCUGGUGACUUCUAAAUAUACGUUUUCUGUAUGUAGACAUCCAGGAUUGUUUUGCAGGAAUACAAUUUCAGAACAUAUAAAUUGAACGGAUGUUGCACUAAUUGUAAUAUCUAGUCUGCUUGCUACAUCAGUAUGAGACACUUUAAAGCAGCUUUCAGCACGAACACAAAAAAAUGCUGUUCCGCUGACUAAGAAAGCUGCAAAUUUGCAUUUUAUAAUGGUUAAUUCAUCUUGCAUUCAAUUUAUCUCGUCAAAGUUCACACCGUUGAAUUUACAAACUGUAAUGAUCUGUUGGUGUACAGCAAGGUAUACCCUGGUCUUAGCUUGGGAAUAGUGCAGAGUUAAAUUAGCUGUUUAUGAAAAGGCUUUUCUGUUAAAUUCCUCGUCUUUCUCCGCUUGCCUGGAUCUUACUUUUGAUUAAUGUUAGUUCUUCUGUCAAAAACAUUUUCUUGGUACAGCAUUGAACCUGACAAGUUAUGUUCCAUCUUCGUUACUAUCAUUGUAUUGAUUUCUCCACUGUCCUGUCAGAUUGCAUUUUUGUAUUAUUCUACAUUUAAUAUUUUAAAACCUUAUUAAUGCUUUAAAUCAUUUUACUCCAUUUCCCUUUGCUGAGUCAGUCAACUAGUGUUUUAACAUCUAAUGGGUGUUGGGGUUUUUUUCUGUUUUGUUUUUGCUGACAUUUCUCUAUUUUUUACCAAAUCCUGGCAAAAUCUUUGUUGCUCACUGGCAUAAUACUGUUGUGCAAAAGUGGAAACCUGUGAAUCGUGCACAAAUAUGUAAAACGCUGCCAUGGAAACACCUGCAUGAACCUGUAAUUUGGACUCACUUUGGUCUUAACUCAGCAUUUGUGUUGCUCUUUGCCAUCUUUAUUGCUUGUCUAAGGCUUCUCACUAGGGCCACUUCACCCUGAUGCAAAGCAGAAACACCCGAAUUCAAACGAAACAGAAUGUGCCCACAAUGUAAACCAUUGAAUGUGAAGUUCGUUUCGUGACAAGAUUUUCUUUUAACUCAGCAAGGGCAGCUGAUGUUCUCAAUUCAUAUGCUGUUUGAACAGAGUACCUGCCCUUGUUCUUAUAACCAUACUUAACAUCUCUCUGUGAGGGUUGUUUUUAACAAGUAUGGGAGUUUAAGUGUGUAUAGGUUUUGUAAUUCACUUAAAAGAAAUGUCUUUAUGCAUUAAAGCACUUUCCUUUCAUUGUAUGCAUAUGCACACAGAUUCUUUAUGCUCUGUUAUGUACAUAUUGUAUGUAUUCGCUUAUUCACUUUUCUUUGUCUCCCUUUACUAUAUGUCGAGCAUGGGCUUUAACUGAUGUUUGAAUAAAAGGAUGAAAAUCAUAUACGUAUGAGGACAAGAAGGCUGGAUAUGUAGGAUGUUUUUUAAACAUAAUAAAGCAUUGAAAAACUCA